CUCGAUCCAACCUCAUCCACACAUAUUACCAAGUAACCUUUGGAACCCUUUGGAGAUGAAAUUAGGACUUUUGGAUCUCGCAACCAGAGGUCCCAGUGUACACCCGUACGUGAUGAUGAUGGCAUCAGAUGGGAUACAGGAGAGCACCCGGGUGACCAUCAACAUCCUGGUGAUUGAUGCCAACGACAACACGCCCACCUUUGGCGAAGUCUCUGACACCGUCGAGGUGUUCACUGACAUGCAGCCAGGAAAAACAGUACUGCAGCUAAAAGCAUUGGAUGCUGAUGAUGGGUUAAAUGGUCUGGUGACCUAUGAGAUACUUGCCGGAGCACAAGGGGAUUUCAUCAUCAAUAACCGCACUGGACAAAUCACCAUAGCACCCAGGACAGCUCUUAGCAUGGGUCAUUCUUAUGCCCUCACAGUGAAGGCUGCCGACAAUGCACCAGAUAUCCAGAGAAGGAGUUCUAUCACCACUGUGUACAUCAAGGUGCUGCCCCCCAACAAUCAGAGCCCCCCACGCUUCCCCCUCUUCACCUAUGACCUAGAGGUCAGCGAGGCCAUGAGGAUAGGAGCUAUCCUGCUCAACCUACAGGCCACAGACAGAGAAAAUGACUCAAUCACGUACCAGAUUUUGAGUGGGGAUAUUCAGCAAGUCUUCAACCUCUCUAAAACGAUAGGCCUCCUGCUUCUGGGAAAGCCUCUGGACAGGGAGACCACUGACCAGUAUCGUCUCAUUGUCACUGCCUCUGAUGGCAACCUAGGAGGGACCGCCACCACCACAGUGAACAUAGUGGUGACUGAUGUCAACGAUAACAACCCUAAGUUUGAUCUGACCCUACCCAGAAACCUCACUGUCCAGGAGGAGGAGGCAAACAUGUUUGUUGGUCAAGUCACGGUCACAGAUCCAGAUGCAGGGGCUAACGGUCUGGUGCGCUACAGGAUAGUCAACCACCCAGGUUUCUUCACCAUCAACGAGAACGGCAGCAUAUUCACCGCAGUGCCUCUGGAUCGGGAGCUCAGGAGUCAGUAUGACCUGAUAGUGGAGGCCUCUGAUGUGGCGGUGGACCCCCGCAGGACCACCUUCACCCUCUCUGUCCUUGUGAUAGACAUCGAUGACAACAGCCCAGAGUUCUCCCAGAAGACCUAUGUUGUCAACGUCCCAGAGAACAGCCCUGUGGACACUGUGCUGCUGCGUUUCAGUGCGGUGGAUGCAGACCUGUUCUCUAACGUAACGUACCGUAUCAAGUCUGCGGAGGACAUGAAGCUGUUCUCAGUGAACCCGAUCUCAGGCGAGCUGUCAGUCCUGCAGACCCUGGACUUUGAGGACAUGGCUAGUAUGGGUAUGGGGGCCAACUAUACCUUCCAGGUGGAGGCCGUCGACCAGGCUGGGACCAUGCCCCCCGGUGAGGCCACCGUCACAAUUCGGAUCACGGAUAUGAAUGAUUUCCCGCCAGUGUUUAGCCAAGCUCUGUACAAGGGCCUGGUGGCCCCCAAUGCAGAAAAGGGAACAGUCAUCACCACUGUGUUCGCUGAGGACCAAGACCUCCUAUGUAUCUGUGGUACUCCGGCCAGUCUGGUGCGUUACAGAGUGGAAGAUGACCAAUCACCUUACAGCGGUAGCAUCUUUGAUGUCGAGGAGGAGUCUGGGAGGAUAAUCACCAAGGUCAACCUCAAUGAACAACCCAGUGUCACCUUCAAGUUGGUGGUGAUAGCCUUUGACGAUGGAGAGCUAGUGAAGGAGAACCGGACCCUGGUGGAGAUCACUGUUAUCCAGCCCUCCAGGAUCCCCAUCUUCACUGAAGUGGAGUACAGGUUUGCUGCUGUCAGUGAGCUGUCCCCAGUAGGCAGACCGGUGGGCAGCAUCCUGGCAGCCGCCAUCAACCAGACCAUCUUCUACUCCAUCGUGGGAGGAAACGAAGGUGGUGAAUUCCAAGUGAAUAACCGGACAGGUGUGAUCUCCACGGCUAAGCUUCUGGAUUAUGAGACUGUUACCAGCUACGUGCUCAGGGUCCAGGCUGACUCCAUGGCUGUGGUCAAGGCCCAACUGCGGGUUCCCUCCAAAACCAACUCAGCCAAGGUAUAUAUCGAGGUGCAUGAUGAGAACGACCACCCGCCUGUCUUCACCAGAAAGUUCUACAUCGGUGGUGUGGCUGAAGACACCAACACCUUCUCCUCUGUGCUGAAGAUAAAAGCCACUGAUGCAGAUACAGGGAACUACAGUGCCAAUGCGUACCGGCUGAUCAUCCCGCCCACGGCAGACGGUCGAGACAGCUUUGUGAUCGAGCAGUACACGGGUAUCAUCAAGACGGCCAUCAUGUACCGCAACAUGCGCAGGUCCUACUUCAAGUUUGAGGUCAUUGCCACCGACAACUACGGCGAGGGUCUGAGCAGCAGCGCUGAUGUGGUGGUGUCUGUGGUCAACCAACUGGAUAUGCAGGUGGUGGUGUCCAAUGUCCCGCCCACCGUUGUGGAGGAGAAUAAAGAGCAGCUUAUUGCUAUUAUGGAGCGAUACGUCCAAGACCAGAUCCCAGGGGCCAAGGUGGUGGUGGAGUCCAUCGGGCCGCAGCUGUUCGGAGACGGCUUUGACCAGAAGGACUACACCAAGUCAGACCUGAUGGUGUAUGCCAUUGACCCACUGACCAACAGGGCCAUAUCACGCCAGGAGCUCUUUAAGUCUCUGGACGAGAAGCUGGUGGACAUCAACAAGGAGUUCCAGCCCUACCUGGGUCAGAGAGGACACAUCUUGGAGAUCCGCACUACCGACAUCAUGGCCAGAGUGAAAAAGCCUGCCCAGGCCGUGGGCUACACAGAGGGGGCACUGCUUGCCCUCGCCAUCAUCAUCAUCCUCUGCUGCAUCCCUGCCAUCGUAAUCGUCAUGGUUACCUACAAACAGAGACAGGCGGAAUGUGCCAAAACUGCCAGGAUUCAGCAGGCUCUACCAGCGGGAAAGUCUGCUGCUCAACGUGCCUCGACAGCCAAUUUCUAUGAGGAACUGGGGGACAGCAGCAUGCGAGGAUACGGCAUACAGCAACAGCAACUGCCAAGGACAUCCCUGCAGAGACCUGAGGAGCUGUCCAUGGAGUCAGGCAUCGACCCAGGCCAAGACUACUACAGGGAUGACUACUAUAAUUACGACAAAGGGUAUGACCUUCCUCCGUAUGGCAAUCACAGGAAGCUUAUCUCUCCCAUGUACUAUGAGCAUGGAGAGCUGUUUAUGGAGGAUGACUACUACAGCCCCCAUGGGUCUGAGCCUGGGGUGAGGAUGAAGCGGCUCAAGCUGGUGGUGGAAAGCUCCACGGGAGAGGACAGCGCUCCUGAACCCCAGAGGAACUGCCUGUCUAAUGUCAAUCGCCACGCUAACAUCAAUGGGAACGUCUACCUCUCUCAGAAUGGGACCAUUGUGCGGACCAGGAGGCCCGUGCACCCCAACAAUCUCACGGUGGGCUCCCCUGGCCACCUGGUCAAACAGUUUAAAAAUCUGGAAAUGCUGACUGAGACUCAGGAUAAGCUUCAUCUAAACAGCAUGCGGGAGCCGGUAACAGGAAAUUGUAUUGGUACACUUACGGGCAUUACCUCCACCGUUGACAUUAAACUCAGUCCUCCAGCGGGUCCCUGGGGUUCAGCAUCAUGCGCCUUGACAGAAUUGGGUCCAAAUCCAACAUUGCCAAGGCACUACAUGACAGAAUCAGCAGAAGCAACUGUUGUGUAGAUGAGCAGGAGUCGUGUUUCGAAAGAAACGUUGACGUCCCACAGCAACCACACAUUAUCAGAGGAGGAGGAGCUGUGCAUGGGGCCUUGGAACAGCCUGCACAUACCGAUGACUAAAUGAUGACAUAUGGACUGCUGAGUGUUUAUCUUUCUGUUGACAAAGUUGACCAUGUUUUUAAUGUGUUGAGAGAAGAAAAUAUUAUGUCUUUGCUGUUUAAGCAGCAAUCACUGUCCAAGACUAGCAGUAUGAUUGCACUAACGGUAUUAUUGCACUAUUGUUAUGAAAUUGAUAUUAAUGAGUUUUGAUAUGCUGAUGUUUCAUGUGUCUAAUACAUAUCCCUGAUAUGACUAUUAUACAGAUCAGUGAAAUUGCUGUGAAGCAAUGCUUGCCUUGAAACAUUUAUGACAAGUAACAAAUGUUGAUUGGUAUUAUCCCUAAAAAUGACCUUGUAGGCCUUUGUCACGCUGGAUGUUGCAUAAUAUGUUUUAUAAGUAUUUUCUUGACUUGGAUGUGAAUGAUGUCUGGAGCCGAGAUACUUGAUAAUAUAGAUACAUAUAAUUAUAAUAAUUAAGAAAUUAUAUGUAUUUUACUAAGAUGGUAUUUUAUUUGCAAAUAAUUCAAUAUUAUUGUUGAUGAUUUUAUGUUUUAAUUAUAUUUAAAAAUUAUCUUACCAGAGUUAAUUCAAUUAUUUUUGUCAUUUUAUAUCGAUCAGAGUAAGGAGAGAGAUUUUACUGCCUGUAACCUAUGACAUAGAAGUAAUGCAUACAUGUUUGUCAAUACCUCAACAAAAAAAAAUCAUUAUUUAAACUAUGUUGUUUUUGUCACGUUCUGACCUUAGUUAUUUUAUUAUGUCUUUGUUUUAGUAUGGUCAGGGAGUGAGUUGGGUGGGUUGUCUAUGUUCCGUUUUCUAUGUUGUGUUUGCGUUUGACCUGGUAUGGUUCUCAAUCAGAGGCAGGUGUCGUUAGUUGUCUCUGAUUGAGAAUCAUACUUAGGUAGCCUUUUCCCACUUGUGUUUCGUGGGUGUUUAUUUUCUCUUCUGUGUUUUAUUUCACCGUUCAGGACUGUUCAUUUAUCGUUUUAUUGUUUUUGUUUCAGUGUUCACUAUUUGUAUUAAAAAUCAAGAUGAACACUU
This is a messenger RNA of Oncorhynchus nerka (sockeye salmon), 4841 nucleotides long. Its product is annotated as protocadherin-15-like. Gene Ontology annotation, cellular component: catenin complex; plasma membrane. Bases 56 to 3709 code for a protein of 1217 amino acids. The transcript has 26 exons. The record is from RefSeq and is a predicted model, not a curated record. Gene Ontology annotation, molecular function: calcium ion binding; cadherin binding. Gene Ontology annotation, biological process: homophilic cell-cell adhesion. NCBI's taxonomy places the organism in Eukaryota, Metazoa, Chordata, Actinopteri, Salmoniformes, Salmonidae.